UGGUUUAUUGAAUUCUCUGUGUCAAACAGUUCAGACACAAAAACAGAAUUUCGGAACGAUUUUUUAAGUCACCAAAAUUUCCUAGAGUCCUUCUAUUUUUUUACUUUUGCCAAAUGGAUCUGCCGAAGGCCGAGUUAUCGACUAUCGAUGGCGAGUCGGAGCCCCGGAGCCCCAGGAAGGUGAGUUCGACGAUUCCCGCGGCGGCGGUGGAGCCGGCUUUUCCCCCGGAAACGGACUCCGGCUUGGGCUCGACGGACAGCACCGACUCCGUGCCCCAGGUGGCGGCGGUGGCCUCGCCCGGCCUCCUGCGCCUCCGAUUGGCCCAAACACAGUCGGAGAAGCCCAAGAAGAAGCGCGUCGGCUUCCACGCCGGGGUUAUCGACAACGAGCACAUGAAUCGCCGCAAGUCGAAGUGCUGCUGCAUCUAUCGGAAGCCGCAUCCCUUCGGCGAGAGCUCCUCCUCCACGGACGACGAGUGCGAGAACUGCUUCGGCCAUCCCGAGGUGAAGACCCGCAACCGGCUGGAAAAGCUGGAGAAGCGCAGGCAGGAACACAAGAACUGCUGCUCCUGCUGUCGCCAUUAAAUCAAUCGCCACGUUGCCCGGAACAAUCGGUUGGCUAUCGAGGAGGACGGUCAUCGGGAUGAAGAGGAGCAAAGUCGCUGACCAGGAACGGAAACAAGUCAGCUGGCGAGGAAGCCCUCGACAGUCCCUAAUGCUCAAUUUGUGAAGAAAAACAGAACAUGUGUAAACACAAAAUUCCAGUCAAGUCUUUGUAUAACCAUUAUUUUUUAGCAACCAGAUAAAAUUUUAAACUAUA
This is a messenger RNA of Drosophila biarmipes, 819 nucleotides long. Its product is annotated as E3 ubiquitin-protein ligase PPP1R11. The transcript has a single exon. The coding region runs from base 114 to 584 and encodes 156 amino acids. NCBI's taxonomy places the organism in Eukaryota, Metazoa, Arthropoda, Insecta, Diptera, Drosophilidae. The record is from RefSeq and is a predicted model, not a curated record. Gene Ontology annotation, cellular component: nucleus. Gene Ontology annotation, molecular function: protein serine/threonine phosphatase inhibitor activity; protein phosphatase 1 binding.